UUGCACAAACAGAGUAUUAUAAAUAUUUACCGUUAUAUACAUCUCAAUUAUCAACCACUAAUUAUCUUGUCUCUAGUGCUGUUCACGCUUGACUUGUGCCAAACAUAUCAUAUGUACAAACAAAGCAUAAUCUAAUAUAUAAUUUAUCGUUAUGGAUUAUUGAGUAUUUUAUUCAACACAUUUGUUCGAUAUGACACGAUCCAAUACAUUCGAUAUGAACUGUACAAGCCAUAUGUUACCUAAUUACAUCAAUCUCGUGACGUCUUCAUCAGAUUCGUUUGUGUAUUGAAGUGAUAACAGUGAAAUCUACAUCAUAAUCAUUUUCAGUGAAAUCUACAUGAUAAUCAGUUUCUGUCUUUACUUGCCGUACUUAUUGAAUCUAAAUAGGUGCAACCACUUUAUCUCUACACCCACUAGAUUUAACAAUGGAGUCAUUCUAUGUGUAAUGUUCUUAAUGUUCAUUCCAAACAGUUUACGUUUAUACAAGGAAUUUCCAAAUCUCGUACCCCGGGUACACAGUAUUUCACUCUAAGGGCAUCACGACAGCUGAGAGAAAAGUGUGUGUAUUGACAGGUCACGUGACUUCAUCAUACAGAUGACAAAUUUGGCGAUAAACGAGUCCGUUUAAAUAUUUGGUAAACAUUGGCAGAUAAACGAGGAUCUCAAUAUUUGUGUGUGAAUUAUUAAACAAUGUGGACUUUAAAAGAUGUAAAAUAUGAAAUUUAAAUCUACGAGAGAUUAACUUUUUAUCUCUAUUUUAUUUUCAUAUUUAAUACGAAAAUGGCUGAAUGUGAAAAACCCAAGAAUAAAACUAUGGGGAAGAUUACACGAAUUUUAGGAAGAAUUUCAAGGAUAUUCUUUUAUGUGCAACCCUUUGUGUGUCUGACCGCUACUGUACUACAGACUGUUGGAUUCUCUACAAAUGCCUGGGCCAUACACAAAAACAACUCUAACAAUAGACUAACAGCGUUUGGACUCUGGUCCACGACAAUUUGCUAUGAAUUGGACUGUAUAACAAGGAGCCAUUAUGACGAAUAUAAAGAUAAUAUCGCAAAAGGCUUUUCUCACAGAGAGGUUAUGUACUCGCUGCAGCUCGGACAUGAAGUUACAACAACACUUGCCUUGAUAUUUGCUGCACUUUGCUUUAUUCUCGCAAUCAUAUACAAUUUCUGUAAAUGUGGAAAACGACAGCUUGAAAUAGGAAUGGUAGUUACUUCGUUAAUAUCUGGUUUGCUAUUGCUGUCUGCUGUUGGGUAUUUCUAUGGCGAGCUUUCUGCUUCUAUGCGUGUUCAAGAAAAUAAACUUCAGACCACAUUCUUUUAUCCAUGGGGACUAGCGGUUUCCGCUUCCGGCGCUUUUAUUAUAUUAGUAAACGGUUUACUGGUAACCAUGUUCACAUGUCUUAGAAAAACUAUACCCAGACGAAGACGUACUGAAAGUUACUUGAUUGUGACAACGAAAGAAAACAUUCCCAAUUCCGAGCCGCUUCAGUGUGUAGACUACGACCCUCCAGAUUAUAAUGACGUAGAAGAUUAUAAUGACGUAGAAGAUUAUAAUGACGUAGAAGAUACCUAGAAGAGGACGAGAAGUCUGAUCAAAGCAUGGUGUGAAACGAUUUAAAAUGAAAGAAGUAAAAAAACCCAUUAAACAUUAAUCGAGUGCACCGUCCGAAAACGCAAGUGCCAUAAAUGCAAAUGUUUAAAAUGUGCACCAAAUUUGAUUUUAACUGGGCGAGCUGGAAAAAACAAAACUUCCCAAUGGCUGAUACACAAUUUUGCCUUCGUUGACAUCGCUUGCCUUGUCAUCUGAGUGAACUAUUUGAAUAUCAUAUAAAAAGAUGACUUUUUUGUACUUAACUCAUAAAAACAAGAAAUCGAACAUAAUGACCAUUGGAUAUCAUAUUGAUGGUCAUCUUAUUAAAGGAUAUUUUUAUAUGAUAACAACAUACAUGAAUUUUUCUUUUGUUGGCCUCAAUCUUAAACAUACUUUGGAGUGUGUCUGUUUUAACCCAAACCAUCCUCAGCAGAUAUUAGAGGCUUUGAAUGACACAUCUUUACUGGCAUGGGUUACUAUCCAUUCCACUCCUCUCUACAGGAGGGGAGUGGACCAUGACCAUAGGCUAGCAAAGAUGUGUAUGACGUAGCCUUUGACAAAGUAGUAAUAUAUUUAAAAAGAGACUGGUUGUUGAAUAUUGACAAUUUAUCAUUUGGUCUUAUUACAAAAUAGUUAAAAGUCUCAAGUUUUUUUUACUUUUCCGACUUCCAUCUGAACCCCUCUUACAUGACUUUUUUGGUAUUUUGCUUAUUCCGUUGACCAGGUGGGUUCAAUUGAUAAGUCUUACGAAUUCUACAUUGAUCAAAGUUUUUGUUUUGUUUGUUGACAAUGACAAAAUAAUUGCAAAAAAUGUUGUUUUGGGGUUCAGUUUUUGUAAAUUGGUAUAACUUGGUUUGCUUGAUUUUUACAAAAGAUGUAUACUAAUUAUAUGAUAAUAUAAUCAUUUGUUUAACAUGCUACAAUUUGUUUAAAUACUCUUCAAGAAGAUUUAUAAUGCCAGAGAGGCCGCUUUAGCAUGCGAUUUGAUUUGAUUUAUGGGGUACAGAUUUGAUGUGGUUUAAUAUCAAAUAAUGUUAAAACUUGUAUGUCACAAAUCGUGAUUCAAAUGCAUAUACAAAUAAUAUAUAAAUCAAGAAAGAAAUGUGUUUACAAAAAAAUAUGUAAUACAUAUAUAUCUUUGAUGAUAAAUUUUGACAAUGAAAGUAUAAAUGAUCACAUUUUUAAUAGCAGAAUUUAAUGAAAUAUGGAGGGGGGACUCUUUGUUGUUAUAUAUAAGAAUCAGAAAGCAACUUAUUUUUAUUUAAAAAGGGGAUUAAAUGUAAUUCUAGAAAUAUGCUAAAUAAAAUUGUUUGUUAAAGGCCUAUACUAGAAAUUUAUUACGAAUAGGCUUACACGUGUCAAAGACAACUUAAGCAGUGAUUUUUUCCUAUAUUUGAUACAAAAUUUGGUGGGAAAAAAGUUUUAGAAAUAUUUACCGGAAAUCAACCAUAUAAGUUAGUUAAAAAAAGAAUGGUAUUUUUUGUAAUAAUUGCUUUAUUUUUUUAUGGGUUAGACAUGAUGUAAGUCAGUAUAAACUGCAGGUACAAAAUUUUAAUGAACAUGUAUGACUGGUAUUGUACAACACUUUUAAUAGGAUUUGUUUUGAUUGAUGAUUUAAAUGUUUAAUAUUUAGCGAGCAACUAGAUUGGCAUGUUAUUUAUAUUCUAUUUGUUAUAACAAGUGCUAUAAUUGCUAAAAGUGCUAUGAGUGCAGUAGGAUUUUUUUUUAUGUAUGUUAUAUAUAUAUAUAUAUGUACAAUUGUUGCCUGUGAAAUUUUUAUGGCUGGACCUAAUAACAGUAAGAAGCUUUGGAACAUGUCGACUUUUUCCCGAAAUGUUGAAGCGAACCUUUUCUAGCAUAUACAAUAUCAAUAUUAUAUCUUAAUUC
This is a messenger RNA of Mytilus trossulus (common blue mussel), 3480 nucleotides long. RefSeq lists its product as uncharacterized. The coding region runs from base 781 to 1575 and encodes 264 amino acids. The transcript is spliced from 5 exons. The record is from RefSeq and is a predicted model, not a curated record. NCBI's taxonomy places the organism in Eukaryota, Metazoa, Mollusca, Bivalvia, Mytilida, Mytilidae.